AUAACAAUAUUUUAAAGCUAAGUGUGAGGUAGCAAGGUGCUAAGUGUGUCCCUGACGAACCUGAAGGAAGCUAGUUAGCGGAUGUAUUCCUUGCUAUCCGGUCUUGUUAAGUACGUUCUUAAGAAGGACGAGUACUGUGUCUUGAUAAUAGGACUGGACAAUGCUGGCAAGACUACUUUUCUCGAGCAGGUAAAAACUUCGUACUGUCACAACAGAGCUCAGUUCCCCCUGGAUAAGAUAGUACCCACAGUCGGACUAAACGUUGGUAAGAUAGCUACUCAAGGAGUAAAGAUAACCCUAUGGGACAUGGGAGGACAGGACGCACUGAGGACGCUGUGGAAGGACUACUUUCUCUCCUGUCACGGAGUGGUCUAUAUUGUGGACAGUGAAGAUGAGGAGCGGUUGCUGGACAGUAGGGACGUUUUCUUAAAGGUAAUUUCACAUGUGCAGACAAACGAUUUGCCUCUCCUAGUGUUGGCUAACAAGCGGGACAGUGACCAUGCCGAGGAGAUGAAGAAGAUAAAGAGUAUUUUUAAAGAAUGUGCUGAUGUUAUCGGUCAGAGAGACUGUGUUGUUCUGCCCUGCUCUGCUCUCAAGGGUGAGGGGCUGGAGGACGGUAUAGAGUGGUUAACUCUACGAAUGAAGAAUAACGACACGAGACCCUCUAGAGAGAAUGGCUGAAUUGUUUAUCUAAUGAACUACUUUAAUUACGGAGGUGUUACUUCUUUAAUCUUUAUAUGGUUGCCCCCCCCCCCCCCCCCCCCCCGGCCCCCCUACUUACACUCAGCAUUAUAUCAGUUACAUCUCCGUCAUUAGAUAAAAGACAUGUCAUUGCUGUAACUACACUGUAAAGUGUUACUAAGGGGAAGGAGGCUUGGAGAUGACCUAAAGGGACACUGGCUUGCUUAUCAUACUUGAGUAUAUAAUUAUUAAAACGGACCUUGUAACAUUUGGAUUCACUUUAAAUCACUAAUUUCUUGGAAAAUUGCUUAAGAUUGAAAUAAAGACGGCCAUAAGUUCCAGUACAUCUUUAUAAUGGUUUAACCUAGAUUGUUAGGUGCAUUGUGCAGCUCACGAUAUGGUGUCUGUAAAGGUUAUGUAGUUAGGGUUUUUAAUAAUUGCUUAAUUAGUCACUUAGUUGAUCGGUUAAUGAGCUUUGUUAUCGCAAAA
Bolinopsis microptera is the source of this 1170-nucleotide messenger RNA. Its product is annotated as ADP-ribosylation factor-related protein 1-like. Gene Ontology annotation, biological process: protein localization to Golgi apparatus; intracellular protein transport; Golgi to plasma membrane protein transport. Gene Ontology annotation, molecular function: GTPase activity; GTP binding. Lineage: Eukaryota; Metazoa; Ctenophora; Tentaculata; Lobata; Bolinopsidae. The record is from RefSeq and is a predicted model, not a curated record. The coding region runs from base 82 to 681 and encodes 199 amino acids. Gene Ontology annotation, cellular component: Golgi apparatus. The transcript is spliced from 5 exons.